CCACGGCUUGACUCACUCCGAAUACCAUCGUCUCACGACCCUCGCGAUACCUACUUCGACGCCGUGAAGCCUUCACAACCUCGACUCCCCGAACAUCGUUGCAUUCUUACUUCGAUCCCACACUUUACGAAACUUGUAGCAUACUCAAGAUGGCGGAAGGUACAAAUGCGCAGGAGAGGUUCGCCCUCAUCAACGAGAACUUGGCCGAGAUCAUGAACCCCGAGAUCAUCGAGAAGAUCCUGGCCGAGGGACGCAACCCGAAGAUCUACUGGGGAACCGCGACAACGGGCAGACCUCACUGUGGUUACUUCGUCCCGGCCAUCAAGCUGGCGCAGUUCCUCGCUGCCGGCUGCGAAAUGACCGUUCUUCUCGCCGAUAUUCACGGUUUCCUCGACAACCUCAAGGCCCCCAUCGAGCUCGUCGAGCAGCGCGCCAAGUUCUACAAGUUCGCCAUCACAAACAUCCUCAACGCUGUCGGCGUCUCCACGGAGAAGCUCAAGUUCGUCCUCGGCAGCUCCUACCAGAAGAGCCCCGAGUACGUCAUGGAUGUCUACAAGAUGAGCUCGCUCAUUAGCGAGAGAGAUGCGAAGAAGGCUGGCGCCGAGGUCGUGAAGCAGUCUGACAACGCCCCCAUGAGUGGUCUGCUGUACCCCGUACUACAGGUCUGCGACGAGGAGCACCUUGGUGUCGAUGCUCAGUUCGGAGGCAUGGACCAAAGAAAGCUGUUCGCCGCUGCUACUGAAUGGUUGCCCAAGGUCGGAUACAAAGUGCGCGCGCAUCUGUUGAACCCCAUGGUUCCUGGUCUGAACGGUGGCAAGAUGAGCGCAAGUGAUCCUGACAGCAAGAUCGACCUUCUUGAUGCUCCCGAGGUUGUCCAGAAGAAGCUCCGCAAGGCUGAGUGUGUGCCCAAGGUUGCUGAGGGCAACGGUGUCCUGUCUUUCGUCGAGUACGUCCUGCUGCCCGCCGCAGCGCUGAAGGGCAAGAAGGAGUUCCGUGUCGAGCGUGAGCGCGACGGCCUCGAGACCCUGGUUUACACCGAGAUUACAAAAAUGCACGAGGACUACAAGAACGACGUGUUGACGCCCCAGCUGCUCAAGCCCGCAGUGACAAAGGCCCUGAACGAGCUCCUGGCACCCAUCCAGCAGGCUUUCCAGGCCUCCGAGGAGUGGAAGCAGGUCACGGAGAGGGCCUACCCCCCGGUCGAGGACGACAAGAAGAAGAAGAAGAAGCAGCCCAAGGACAAGGGCUCCCGCUACCCCGGCGGCGGCAAGGGCCCCGCCGCGCAGGACGGCGCUGCCAAGGAGGCGGAGCUGCCGGUGCGCCCGGCCGAGGGCCAGUGAUUAUUUGUUUCUUGCAUAAGAAAGCGUUUUUUAUCUGUACGUGCUACUACGGUAUGGGUCGGAGUUCGGAUGAAGACCAGCAAAAAAGAAAGUCUAGAGAGAGACAGCUAGAUACCUCAGAUGAAAAGAGCAUCUAAAAGAGAGACAUUCCAUGACCCUCUGCUCCUCCCCCGUUGCCC
This is a messenger RNA of Colletotrichum phormii, 1519 nucleotides long. Its product is annotated as tRNA synthetase class I. Gene Ontology annotation, biological process: tyrosyl-tRNA aminoacylation. Gene Ontology annotation, cellular component: cytoplasm. Bases 150 to 1340 code for a protein of 396 amino acids. NCBI's taxonomy places the organism in Eukaryota, Fungi, Ascomycota, Sordariomycetes, Glomerellales, Glomerellaceae. The record is from RefSeq and is a predicted model, not a curated record. The transcript is spliced from 6 exons. Gene Ontology annotation, molecular function: ATP binding; tyrosine-tRNA ligase activity.